AGGCUGAGUCAGUGAGCCACUGUGCCCGCUCUGAAGGCUCUACUCCUGGGAGAGACAGACCCUCCAACCCCCGAGCCUGGAGGGUGGGGCCCACCACCCACCCACCACACACCCACCGCACAGAGAAGGAGGAAGCGACAAGAGAGGAGAAAAGAAAGCCUUGGUGGUAGGUUGUCCCAGUCAACCGUUGUUCAGUGAUGACAUCAGGACCAUGUGACCAGGUCUAUCCAGUGACUGCAAGAGGAAGGAGACUAAGUUUAAAGCUGGUGUCUGUGGGGUAGUGUGAGGCUCCGCUCUCCUCGCCUCCCAGGAACCACACAAAAACACUCAGCCCUCUGGGUAACAGACAGACCUCUGGAGUGUAAAUGGUUAAAUGUGAUCGGGUCAUCAUUAGUCGCAGGCGCUACGCAGAGCAACCUUGUGGCAGUAAGGACGUUCCAACUCGUCCAGACCUGGUCUGUACAUGUGGUCGUCUGAAUUCUUCAAACCAGAAAGAGUUUCUUGUGAUUGGUUUUGUCCUUUUCUCCGUGGUACGUGCUCUUGGUUCUCCGUGGUACGUGCUCUUGGUUCUCCGUGGUACGUGCUCUUGGUUCUCCGUGGUACGUGCUCUUGGUUCUCCGUGGUACGUGCUCUUAGUUUAGGAUCUAGAGGCCAUUGGUCAGGGGCCAGGGGUCACGCUAACCACAGUGGAACCACAAGGCUGAAUUUCACAGCAACCAGGAGGAGUCAUGGCAUCUAACAGUCUAUUCAGUACAGUUCCACCAUGGCAACAGAACUUCUGGGAUCCCAGUGCCACGCGGAGGUUUAGCCCGCCGUCCAGUAGCCUCCAGCCGCUCCCGGCCAAGAUGAACGAGCUCAACACGCCGCCCGGGACCGGUCAGCAGGACAGCACGGUGCCAAGGCUGCGCCUGCAGGAGAACCGCAGCAUGGCAGAGAUCAUAGCGGACCACCCGGCCGAGCUGGUCCGGACUGACAGCCCCAACUUCCUCUGCUCUGUCCUGCCCUCUCACUGGCGCUGCAACAAGACGCUGCCCGUCGCCUUCAAAGUUGUGGCAUUGGGAGAGGUGACUGAUGGGACGGUCGUCACGGUGAUGGCAGGGAACGAUGAGAACUACUCGGCGGAGCUGCGAAACGCAUCUGGGGUGCUGAAGAACCAGGUGGCUCGCUUCAACGACCUGCGCUUCGUGGGCCGCAGUGGACGGGGAAAGAGCUUCACGCUGACCAUCACAGUGUUCACCAACCCUCCUCAAGUAGCAACGUACCAUCGAGCCAUUAAAGUCACUGUGGACGGACCCCGUGAACCAAGGAGACAUCGUCAGAAGAUGGAGGAGUCUCCUAAAACAGUGCUGUUCUCAGACCGCCUCAGUGAGCUGGAGAGGAUCAGACAGACAACCAUGAGGGUUGCCAUGCCGACACAACCCCAACGACAGCCACUCAACGCCGGACCCAACUCCUUCAACCACCAGGGACAGACACAGAUACCAGACCCUCGCCAGUCUCAGUCGUCUCCUUCCUGGUCCUAUGAGCAGUCCUACCCGUCCUACCUGAGUCCUAUGACCUCCCCAUCUGUCCACUCCACCACGCCCCUCUCCUCCAGCCGAGCCACCGGCCUGCCCAACAUCACUGACCUGCCCCGCCGCCUGCCAGGUUCGUCAGAUCUCAGUCCGUUCCCAGGUCAGUUUGAGCGUCAGUUCCCGGGUCUCUCCUCUCUGACGGAGUCCGGUUUCUCCAGUCCCAGAAUGCACUACCCCACCACCUUUACCUACACCCCUCCUGUCACCUCCGCCAUGUCGCUAGGCUCCGCCCACUACCACCCCUACCUGCCACCUCCCUACCCCGGGUCCACCCAGAGUCAGAGUGGACCGUUUCCGACCAGCAGCGCUCCCUAUCUCUACUAUGGACCAUCCUCUGGAUCGUACCAGUUCUCCAUGGUUCCCGGGGGGGACCGCUCCCCCUCCAGAAUGGUUCCUCCCUGCACCAGCGCCUCCACCGGUAGCUCCCUGGUUAACCCUAACCUGCCCAGCCAGGCAGAUGGAGAGGUGGAGGGGGACGGGAGUCACAGCAACUCCCCAACAGUACUCAACUCUGCUGGGGGACGCAUGGAUGAAGCUGUCUGGAGACCUUACUGAGGAGAAAAGGGGGAGGGAAGGAGGAAGAGGAGGAUGGAGAGGAGGAGGAGAGGAGGAUGGAGAGGAGGAUGAAGAGGGGGAGGAGAGGGGGAGGAGAGGAGGAGGAGGAGUAGGAGAGGAUGAAGAGGAGGAGAGGAGGAUGAAGAGGAGGAGGAGGAGGAGAGGAGGAUGAAGAGGAGGAGGAGAAGAAGGCAACGUAAACUAAUGCCAUGGUUUUAAAGCACAAAACCUUUCAAAUGAAUUUUUGAGUUCUGAUUAAAAAGCAGCAAUUCUCCAGUGUCAUCCACAACUUACGGGACAACGCUUCAGGCUAUUUGUAGCAGACAGCUUGUUUUGUGUAGUAUUUGUAUUUGUAUAAGGCUUUUAGCUGAGUAUGUUGUUGUACUAGGACAAUAUAGCAGGACAAUAUAGCAGGACAAUAUAGCAGGACAAUAUAGCAGGACAAUAUAGCAGGACAAUAUAGCAUGACUAUAUAGCAGGACUAUAUAACAGGACUAUAUAACAGGACAAUAUAACAGGACUAUAUAACAGGACUAUAUAACAGGACUAUAUAACAGGACUAUAAGGACUAUAUAACAGGACUAUAUAACAGGACUAUAUAACAGGACAAUAUAACAGGACUAUAUAACAGGACAAUAUAACAGGACUAUAUAACAGGACUAUAUAACAGGACUAUAUAACAGGACUAUAUAACAGGACUAUAUAACAGGACUAUAUAACAGGACAAUAUAACAGGACUAUAUAACAGGACUAUAUAACAGGACUAUAUAACAGGACUAUAUAACAGGACUAUAUAACAGGACUAUAUAACAGGACUAUAUAACAGGACAAGCACUGAGUAGCAAAAGAGGACAGAAACACGUACAGUAUGUUACCAUGGUGAUGAUAAGAGUAACAGCUAUGUUGCGAUGUGGUGGUAUGAACAAAGUUUGCUUUAAAAUGUCUAUAUGCUCAUUUUAAAUCAAUUAAUUUAAAUGGUAUAUUAUUGGUGAGAAGUUUUAACUUAUGAAGACAUAAAUGAUGUCCGGUAUUUUAACACUUGAGUGGUAGAAUUCUGUAUUCUGAAUAUUUUUAUGCAUCUACAUGAUUACGUUAACAGUCUUUUUCGUUGGUCAUUUAAGUUAACUGAUUUUAAAACAAUAGUUUUAACAUAAUAUUAUUUUUUCAAAUGUGUUUAUACAUUUAAAAUUCCUCUCCAAAGAUAAACGAAAAGCUAUUUCCUCUGUAAACAAUAAUAAUUGAAUCUGAAUGAUGAAAUCUUUUACGCGUAAAAAGCAAUGACACACUAGAUUACAGAAUCAAAAACAUGAGGCUCUGAAUUCAUACAGUACAACAGUUACAACAACAGCAUGUGUGAUGACAAACUGACUCUGACCAUAGACACGCUUGUACUUUAUAUUUUUAUCAGGUUGAAUCUGUGUGUAUUUGUCAGACAGGUAGAUCAGGUACACAGGUACACAGGUAGAUCAGGUAGACAGGUAGACAGGUAGAUCAGGGUGGUUGUACCAGGCCUUUAUGGGUCCGCAGUACAAUACGCCACCGUACGGUAGCUCGUCAAACCUAAAUAUAGUUGAUGAGACCCAUAUUCAUGACUGUAUGUCCAGCUCAGUAUCAGCCACCAUCUACAGUCACAUAUCGGAUUUUAAAAUGCUGUUAAGUUUCCCAAAACGUCCCCUGUUUUCCAGGAAUACUGGUUGUAAAGAUGCCUACAAUUAUAAGGGAAUAAACAGGAAAUACGGGAAUCCUCCAAUCUGAAUUUCUGGAAAACCAGGGGAUUUGGGGAACGUUUCCGGAAUUGUGCAACCCUAGUCAUAUUCAUGUUCACCACAGUACAUCAUUAUAUUUCCAUUAGAUGUACAGCAGCCCUGAUUAACAACCUGUUACUUCCCUGAAACCAUAGUAGUUCUGGUCAGAUGUGCUACAGAGGACUUUCUAAAAAGUAUAUUUUGGUGUUUCAAAAACACAACAAUAUUUUAUUUAUUUUACUUUUCAUUUAUGAAUGAAUGAAUUAAUAAUCUGACCACUUUUGUUUGACAUUUGUAAAAAAAUAAAUAAAUAAAAAUA
Messenger RNA from Oncorhynchus nerka (sockeye salmon), 4193 nucleotides. Its product is annotated as runt-related transcription factor 2-like. Gene Ontology annotation, cellular component: nucleus. Lineage: Eukaryota; Metazoa; Chordata; Actinopteri; Salmoniformes; Salmonidae. The transcript is spliced from 7 exons. Gene Ontology annotation, biological process: regulation of cell differentiation; neuron differentiation; hemopoiesis. Bases 729 to 2129 code for a protein of 466 amino acids. Gene Ontology annotation, molecular function: ATP binding; RNA polymerase II cis-regulatory region sequence-specific DNA binding; DNA-binding transcription factor activity, RNA polymerase II-specific. The record is from RefSeq and is a predicted model, not a curated record.